Molecule: messenger RNA, 1939 nt
Organism: Prorocentrum cordatum
Lineage: Eukaryota; Dinophyceae; Prorocentrales; Prorocentraceae
Source: the annotation of a GenBank genome assembly
UGGGUCUCAAUCUUCACUUUCCCCCAUCUCCGUGAGCAGUGACAACGCCUGCUGCAACGAUGUUCGUGUCUCGCAUACGUCAACCACAGGAUUGCAAUUUGCCCUCCUCAGUGUCUACCUGCGCACUGCAACGAUAAUGGCAUCACUGAAGCUAGCGACGUUGGACUCAAGCUUCGUAUCCCACGUCUCGGUGAGCAACCAAAUCGCAUGUUGCCCCUGCCCGCUUCUUUCGCAAGCCCUGAUCGCAGCGCUUUGGCUGUUGAUGUCGGGCUCCAACCUCGCCCACCACAUCUCGUUCAGAAGCGCCAGAGCCCGCUGCCACUGUUUGCCCCUCUCGCAUGCAGUAAUCCCAGCAUUAUAACUCAUGACGUUGGUCUCCAAGUUCACCUCCCAGAUCUUGUUCAGCAGCGUCAGGGCCCGCUGCCACUGGUCGCCCUUCUGGCACGCACUUAUUCCAGCAUUGCAACUAUAAUGUCGGGCUCCAACUUCUCCUCCCACAUCUCGCUGAGCAGCGCCAGAGCCCGCUGCCACUGGCUGCCCUUCUCGAACGCGCUGAUCCCAGCGCUGUAGCUGACUGGGGCUGACCCCUGGACUGCCGUCCACCAAGUACCACUCGCAUGCAAAAGUGAGGGUUGCAGCGCACGCGCGGCACAACUCAAAUUCUAAGACAACAGUGCUGAGCGCGACACGGCGCGGCAGGCACAACAAAUCAUGGCGCAUAACACAUCAGAUACGACAAACCUGUUCGGGACACGGCGCUGUGGAGGGGAGCGCGCUGGGACGUUCCCGACACGUUCCGACGGGCGGCGGAGUCCGAGUGGGUCCGCCUGGGCGGGCAGGAUCGAACAGUCGACAUGCCAACAAGUAGCGGAGACCAAUCGGACCAAGCCAGAGCCAACCAUGACGAAAACUGUCAACAUGUUGCCUGGCGAAAUAGAUGAGAAGAUUCCACUCGGCUACCAAAUCCUGCCCGUCAAGUCGUUGAGCAACAUUACCACAUGCAUGCCACGCUCGCUUUUAUCGCACGCGCCGAUUCCCUCUGCGUAGCUGAUCUGGCGCUGAGCUCCAGCUUCACCUCCCGCGUCUCGCUGAAAAGCGCCAGAGCCUGCUGCCACUGCUGACUUUUCUCGCACGCGCUGAUCCCAGCGCUGUAGCUGACUGACGUAAACCAGUAGAUUCAAUAUCCACGUGAACAGAACAUAGAUGAGGAAACAAUGACAUACCUUAGCACCGUCUUUCACAUUCCGUUCUCUCUCCGCCCCUUCUGGAUGCACAUCCUCAUGUAUUGUCGUCGCAAAGGACGUCACCAAUCAACACUGUUGACUGUUCUCGCACGCGCUGAUCCCAACGCUGUAGCUGGAUGACGGUGACGUCGAGCUCGAGCUUCGCCCCCCUCAUCUCGAUGAGUAGCGCGAUAGCCCGCUGCCACUGCGCGCCUUUCUCGCACGCACUGAUCCCAGAGCUGUAGCAAAUAACGUUGGGCUCCAAACUCGUCAUCCGCAUCUCACUGAGCAGCGCCAGAGCCCGCUGCCACUGCUUGUUUUUCUCGCACGCACUGAUCCCAGCGCCGUAGGUGAAGACGUCGAGCUCCAACGUCGCCUCCCACAUCUCACCGAGCAACGCCAACGCCCACUGCCACUGCAUACUUUUUUCACACGCGCUGAUCCCAGCGCUGUAGCUGAUGACUUUGGGCUCCAAUUUCGCCUCCCUCAUCUCGCUGAGCAGCGCCAGGGCCCGCUGCCACUGGACUCCCUUCUCGCACGCGCUGAUCCCAGCGCUGUAGCUGUAAACGCUUGGAUCCAACUUCGCCUCUCUCAUCUCGCUGAGCAAUGCCAGGGCCCGCUGCCACUGCUCUCCCUUCUCGCACGCGCUGAUCGCAGCGUUGUAGCUGACUAAGGCUGACUCGUGGACUACCGUCCACGAAUGCCGGUGCUCAGAG